Silurus meridionalis is the source of this 3094-nucleotide messenger RNA. RefSeq names its product proton channel OTOP3-like. The record is from RefSeq and is a predicted model, not a curated record. Gene Ontology annotation, cellular component: membrane. Lineage: Eukaryota; Metazoa; Chordata; Actinopteri; Siluriformes; Siluridae. The coding region runs from base 934 to 2679 and encodes 581 amino acids. Gene Ontology annotation, biological process: proton transmembrane transport. The transcript has 7 exons. Gene Ontology annotation, molecular function: proton channel activity.
CAAAUUCCUGGUUCUAUGUACUAAUGCAGAAUUCUAGAGUGUGGUUUGUCAGAAGAUGUUGGUCUAGAAAUCAAUCUAUAAUAGCAACUAUAAUAUAUAAUUAUAUAAUUAAUAAUACUAUAAUAUUGCAGUUUUUAUUAUUAUGAUAAUUAUUAAAGAACUCGUUCAUGUAAUAUGUUAUUGUUUCUAUAGCAACAAUUUUGUUCAGUCACAACACCGGUAUUUUAAUGAAGUUUUCUGUAAGGAGACACUUAUUAUCAUGAUUCUCCAGUGUCAGCGCUUUGUAACAGCUAAAUCUUCAGGACAGACGAGUUUAUUGACUUUCUUCAGGGUUCAGGACCACGCUUCAGAUAAUUAAAUAGAUAAAAUACUUCUGUCAUUAUAUUCACUCAACCUGUGUGUCCUUCACACUCGUCCCAGGUGUUUACACUUCAUUAAUCCUUUUCCUCUACGCUGUUUGUUUUGCCCCAAGGUGAAUAACAGGCAUCAAACAUUGACUUUCUGAUAAGAUACCACGUGUUCACUGAGGAACUCCAGAUUCUUAGGAAACAUCUAGAACCCCAGUUGACAUGUCUGAGCAUGUCUCAGCGACACGGAGAGCGUAUGAGCGACUUCUCAGGCCAAAAACUCAGGUGAAAAGUGCAGGUCUGGAAAUCGGCUUCAUUCUUUAAUAAAUUACAAUCUGCGAGUUACAUAUCAGCUCACAGGAGAGAGUGCAUAUCAGAGCAGAACAUUUCCCUGCCUUACUUUCAGCGUGCAGACACACCCAGUCUAAUACUAGCGUGAGUCAACACACACACACACACACACACACACACACACACACACAAUGGCACUUUUUCCUCCUCUGUAUAGAGUAAGGUAAAGACACAUGAACUGAUACGGAUGGAUAAAUAUAAAUAUAAAUAAGUAGAUAAAGACAUAAACAAACAAAUGCAGGUUGAAACAAGAGAAACCGAGGAACUGCAGAUGGAUUCCUAUGUAAAGAGUUUGGAAAACAACACAAAGGACUCGGACGAUGGACCUGACAGAGACGAAGGAGCCGUGCUGCUGUGGGUUCCCUCCGGACGCAGACUCAUUUCUGGACUCUUAGGGAUAAACGUGCUGCUCCUGGGAGCGGCCCUGGUCGCCGGAGACACUCUGACCCCUGAAGGACUUCAGCAUCACGAGCCAGAGGUUUUCCUGCUGCUGAUGAUGGGGUUCAGUGUGGGGUGGAUGCUGUGGUACCUGCUGUGGUCACGACGGCAACCUGGAGCUCCACCACACACCGAUCACCACGCGGGGGGUGCUACGGUCACGGUGGUGCUCAUGCUGUUUGCAGGAUUAAGUCUGUUGCUGUGUCUGUUCAUGAUGGCGUAUAAUGGUAUGAUGGCAAAAUGCCGGCCGUUAGCUAAAGUACUUCUGCCCUUCAUCCAGACUCCUUUCCUCAUCCUGCAGACUUACCUGCUCUGGUCUCAUUCUAAAGAUUGCAUCCACAAACACAAAGUCAUCAACAGGACUGGGCUCAUAUUAAUCCUGUGCACGGACAUCCUGUUAUGGCUAAAUGCAGUAACAGAAGACACCAUCCACAUGGAGAUAGAGCUGGAGAGACAAUACAAUGAGACCAUCAGCGGAGUGAACACUGGUGUUUCAGAAGAUGACAGUGAGAACGCGACUGAGUGUGUGUGCAGAAGUCAGCCGGUGUGUGUGGCUCUGCGUAAAGGUUACCAGGUCCUGUACCCCUUCAACAUGGAGUUCAGCCUGCUGGCUAGCUGCAUGCUUUACGUCAUGUGGAAGAACGUAGGGCGUCAUGUGUUCGAUGACUCCGGCCACGCCCAGAAGAUCACAUUGCGGAUCGUACGAAGUGGUGGAAUCCUGCUCGGGCUGAUCUUUGGCUUGCUGGUGCUAAUCUCAGGUGUUGUGGUCUUCCUGCUGUACCAGGUAUGGGAAGGACAAAAGGAGCUGCGCCUGGAUGCCUUCCGGAUGUUUUACAUGUUCCACAUGUGUGUGAUGCCCACCAUGAUUCUGUGCUCGCUAGCAGGAACACUCAUGUACCGCUGGAAAGAGAGAAGAGGUCAUAUCCGACAUAAAGGUCAUGGCAAAGAUAAAGGUAAAGAAGGCAUUGAUAAAAACCCGACUCGCAGCCUGGACAUAUUGCUGCUCCUGGGUGCAGGUCUCGGCCAGCUCUCGCUCUCAUACUUCUCCCUGGUGGCUGUGUUGGCUCGCGGUACCGGGGGCAUUCUUGGAAAUUUACACCUGUUCUACUCACUGCUCAGCCUGCUGGAGCUCAUUCUGCAAAACAUCUUCAUCAUCCAGGGCCUGCACUCUCACACACACACUCAUACACACUCACACACGUACUCAGUCAAGAAGGAGCUGGACGGAGAGAGCGCUGAACCCGAGGUCGUCUGUAAGAUGGUGAGGAGAGACGGAGAAGAUUUAAACAUAUACCAGAAACCUGAUGCUCACAGCUGGAGUAAAAAGAUGAUCCAGGAGAUCUGUGCUUUCCUCAUUCUCACUAAUAUCAUGCUGUGGGUGAUCCCAGCGUUCGGGGCCCACCCGGAGUUUGAGAGUGGAAUGGGGAAGCAGUUCUUCGGCUUCUCGGUGUGGUUCGUGUUGGUGAAUCUCGGCCAGCCGCUCACCGUCUUCUACAGGAUGCACUCUGUAGGAACGCUGAUGGAGCUACUCAUUUCUGCAUGAACAAACGCACACACACACACACACACACACACACACACACACACACACACACACACACACACACACACACACACACACACACACACACAUAUGCAAUACAUAGCAUCACAGUUUGACAAAUUUUACUGAAUGAUUUUCAGAUUUUUGGGCAAAUUUCAUCUAAAUGCACUUUCAUCUCCUGAACUCAAUCAAUAAAUCAAUCAUGUGAUGCACACAGCAAUUUCACUACACACACCUCAUUCACACACACACACACACACACACACACACACACACACACACACACACACACACCUCAUUCACAUAUUACAGAGGAAUCUUUUCAGAUGUUAAUCCACAUGUUUGGGUUUAAUACUGGAAAUGUACAUAUAAUUUUAAUUUAUCAAUAUAAAUAAAAGAUUGUUCUAAUACUGUU